GGCUCCUAGAAUAAAAGUUUCAGAGCGAAUGGCACUGCUGCUUUAACCGAAUGUAUCCAGCCAAAAGCUUCUCACAUUCAUUUCCUGCUACUGGUGCUGCUGCUGCGUGGCAGGGAAUCCAAAGAUAGAUCAAGGGGAAGAAAAACACAAUAUGAGAACCAGUUGAAAAGUAGAGUGGGAUUUCAGCUCCCGGAAAGCAAAUGGAAAGCUGAGCCGAUGCAUUGUGUGAUAAAUUAUUCCAUCCCCUAGUUGAUGAAGGCUUUCAGAAGGUUGACCCCUACUGGAAAAAGCAUUUCAAUGUCCUGCAACCCCCGCCUUUUCUUAUUCAGCUUCUUAAGCUUUGGUCUAACAAGAAACCUUGCAAGCAGCCAGAACAGUACGCUCUUGUUUGCCAAGGACAACAACGUUCGAAACUGCAGCUGCUCCAGCGACAUCAAGAGCUGCGAGUACAGCCUGGCCAACUUGAUGUGCAACUGCAAAUCUGUCUUGUUCCAACGAAAUAGAACCCUGUCCAGAAUCAGUUACACCGGUGACCUGGUGGUCUGGUUCACGGACACAUCCAUCCUUGGCCAGUUGCUCAACUUUACCUUUGUGCAUGAUCUCAAGCUGUCAUUAUGUGGGGCUUUGCCUCUCCCAACAGAUUACCUGGCUAUCAUUGGCCUCCGACGAUUAGAAAUCCACACUGCCAACUCAACUGAGCAGAGGCUGGUCAUAUACAACCAUGACAAGAAACCCAUGGACAAGACCUCCCAAAACCCCAGCGAAAAGACAUCCUUGUUGCACAUUUCAUAUCUGGAUACCUCUCUUUUUAAUGGACCAUCCUUAAAGGCCUACAGUGUGGAGGAUGUUUCCAGCAUUAAUGAACAGUUUCCAAACCUGCCAUACCCCAACACAUUCUCUGUAACAAAUAUGAGCUACAUUGUAACACUAAUCUACUGACACCUAGGCAUGGAGUGACUGCGCAAUGGCAGCCAAUAAAUAGACCCUAUACUACGGAUGUCAAACUCAGCAGUGCAGCUGAAGUUAUCUAGAACCCUCAACAUCUCCCAACAGCUGAGAACAUGAUGCAUAUUACAUCAUAUAUUAUUAGUUACUAGGCUAAACCAGGGAUCUUCAAAUUGUGGUUCUUAUAAAUAAAUAAAUCUCAAUGUGCCUCAAGAGUCAUGGAAACAGAUGAUUCACAAGUGGAAGAUACGCACAUUGAAUUCUACUGAGGCCACCUAUGCUAUGUUAUACCCAUUUUACCCAUCAUUUUUGACUGGUCAUCCACAGGUUGAUAACCAUUGAGAGAACUGUCACCUGAACGUUUAAGUUUCCAUCAAUACAUACUGAUAGGACAGUGUUCUCCA
Molecule: messenger RNA, 1349 nt
Organism: Xenopus laevis (African clawed frog)
Lineage: Eukaryota; Metazoa; Chordata; Amphibia; Anura; Pipidae
Gene: epcip.L
Product: chromosome 21 open reading frame 62 L homeolog
Exons: 2
Coding region: 253-939 (228 amino acids)
Source: RefSeq, a predicted model, not a curated record